Molecule: messenger RNA, 7578 nt
Organism: Empidonax traillii (willow flycatcher)
Lineage: Eukaryota; Metazoa; Chordata; Aves; Passeriformes; Tyrannidae
Gene: SEMA5B
Product: semaphorin 5B
Exons: 24
Coding region: 432-3710 (1092 amino acids)
Biological process (GO): axon guidance; negative regulation of axon extension involved in axon guidance; axon extension
Molecular function (GO): chemorepellent activity; semaphorin receptor binding
Source: RefSeq, a predicted model, not a curated record
CAUCCACGAACAAGCUUAUGAGAAAAAUAGAAGAAAGAAGGCCAAAGAGGCAUGCCAGAGAAGGAAGUUUACAGAGUCCAAGGGAUUCAGAGAAGAUUGCAGUGGGACUGCCUCUGAGAGGGAGUGUUUACAUCACCAAUUCCUGACGGGUUUACCUUCUGGGACUCCAACCUUGGACUGCUGCCGGGACAUUUGUCUUGGACUUGUCCUCUGGGCUGGUCACUAAGGAUUUUCCCUGGAGCGUGACUUUGAAUAUGACACUUCAGUAAUGCAGAAGCUAUGGGGAAGAGAGAGGUGCUUAAAGGUGGAAUCACAGCCCCAACUGAGUCAAGAAUGGGCACAGUCCCAGGCUGUUCCCUGUGUGAAGUAUUUCCUGCUGGUAUCUUCCCUGGGCCUAUCUUGGAAGCUAGUUCUGCAGCCGCCCUUCAGUCAUGAUUGUUUCAAGAUUAAAGGCCAUUUCCCUGUCAUUGCCAAGCCUUUUUCUUCUUGCUUUUCAUCUCUCAGCAUCACAGAAUGUACCUGAAUACUCUGAAGCUGAACAUCAGCAAUGUGUCAGGAAAGAACACCCCACAAUUGCUUUUGAAGAUCUGAAGCCCUGGGUGUCAAAUUUCACCUAUCCAGGUGUGCAUGACUUUUCUCAGCUUGCACUGGAUGCCAACAGGAACCAGCUCAUUGUGGGAGCAAGGAACUACCUCUUCAGACUUAGUCUACACAACGUUUCUCUUAUUCAGGCAACAGCAUGGGGUUCAGAUGAAGACACCAGGAGGUCCUGUCAAAGUAAAGGGAAAACAGAGGAAGAGUGCCAGAACUAUGUCCGAGUGCUGAUUGUUUAUGGCAAGAAGGUUUUUACCUGUGGUACCAACGCCUUUUCACCAGUGUGUUCCAGUCGACAGGUAGGAAAUCUCAGCAAAAUCAUUGACAGAAUUAAUGGAGUGGCUCGGUGCCCAUAUGACCCUCGGCAUAACUCGACAGCUGUGAUUACAUCACGAGGAGAACUCUAUGCUGCAACUGUGAUUGAUUUUUCUGGACGGGAUCCUGCUAUUUACCGCAGCCUUGGAAAUGUUCCCCCACUUAGGACAGCACAAUACAACUCCAAAUGGCUCAAUGAGCCUAACUUUAUUGCUGCCUAUGACAUCGGUUUGUUCACCUACUUUUUCUUCCGUGAGAACGCAGUGGAACAUGACUGUGGGAAAACAGUGUAUUCUCGUGUGGCAAGGGUUUGCAAAAAUGAUAUUGGAGGAAGAUUUUUGCUGGAGGACACAUGGACAACCUUCAUGAAGGCCAGACUGAACUGCUCCCGUGCUGGAGAAAUCCCUUUCUAUUACAAUGAAUUGCAAAGCACCUUCUACCUUCCUGAGCAAGAUCUGAUCUAUGGUGUCUUCACGACUAAUGUAAACAGCAUAGCUGCCUCAGCAGUGUGUGCCUUCAAUCUGAGUGCCAUUACUCAGGCGUUUAAUGGCCCUUUCCGUUACCAGGAAAACCCAAGAUCGGCCUGGCUGCCAACGUUAAACCCCAUCCCUAAUUUCCAGUGUGGGACGCUGAAUGAUGACAGCCCUAAUGAGAACCUGACGGAGAGAGUCCUGCAGGAUGCACAGCGCCUGUUCCUGAUGAAUGAUGUCGUGCAGCCGGUGACUGUGGAUCCGUAUGUGACUCAGGACAGCAUUCGAUUCUCCAAGCUGGUGGUUGAUAUUGUUCAGGGGAAGGAUACUCUCUACCACGUGAUGUAUAUUGGAACAGAGUAUGGCACCAUCUUGAAGGCCCUUUCUACCACUAACAGGAGCCUAAGGAGUUGUUAUUUAGAGGAAAUGCAGAUCCUCCCUGAUGGACAACGGGAAGCAAUCAAGAGUCUCCAAAUCCUGCACAGCGACAGGUCGCUCUUUGUGGGCUUAAAUAAUGGAGUGCUAAAAAUUCCUCUGGAGAGAUGCUCCAUGUACAGAACAGAAGGGGAAUGCCUAGGAGCCAGAGACCCUUACUGCGGCUGGGAUAGCAAGCAGAAGCGAUGCACCACCAUUGAGGAUAGCUCCAACAUGAGCCUGUGGACUCAAAAUAUUACUGAAUGCCCAGUGAAAAACCUGACAACAAAUGGAAGAUUGGGGCCUUGGUCCCCAUGGCAACUGUGUGAGCACUCGGAUGGGGACAGCACAGGCUCCUGUAUGUGUAGGUCACGUUCAUGUGACAGCCCUCGUCCUCGCUGUGGAGGUCGCGGUUGUGAAGGGGCCAGGAUUGAGGUCGCAAAUUGUUCAAGAAAUGGCGCUUGGACACCCUGGUCUUCCUGGGCCCCAUGCAGCACCUCCUGUGGGAUUGGCUUCCAGGUCCGCCAGCGAUCCUGCAGCAAUCCUGCUCCACGGUAUGGGGGCAGGGUCUGCGUUGGACAGGGCAGGGAAGAAAGAUUCUGUAAUGAGAACAGUCCAUGUCCAUUACCAAUUUUUUGGUCUUCAUGGGGACCCUGGAAUAAAUGUAGUGUGAACUGUGGUGGAGGGAUUCAUUCAAGGCAGAGGUCCUGUGAAAACGGAAAUACGUGUCCAGGCUGUGCUGUGGAAUAUAAGACCUGCAACCCAGAGAGCUGCCCGGAGGUGCGCAGGAACACCCCCUGGACCCCCUGGAUGCCUGUAAACAUCACCCAGAAUGGUGCCCGCCAGGAGCAGCGCUUCCGCUAUACGUGUCGUGCCCAGCUGUCAGACCCCCACGAGCUGCAGUUUGGGAGGAAGAAAACCGAGAGUCGUUUCUGCCCCAACGAUGGUUCAGCCGUGUGUGAUACUGACUCUCUUGUUGAUGACCUCCUCAAGACUGGUAAGACCUCUGCACGGAUUAUCAAUGGGGGCUGGUCCUUUUGGGGGGCCUGGUCUUCCUGUUCCAGGGACUGUGAGCUGGGCUUUAGGAUCAGGAAGAGAACAUGCACAAACCCUGAACCUAAAAAUGGUGGCUUGCCCUGUGUGGGGUCAGCGAUGGAGUACCAAGACUGCAAUCCGCAUCCCUGCCCAGUGAAAGGCUCGUGGUCUUGCUGGACUCCUUGGUCUCACUGCUCAGCAACCUGUGGAGGGGGGCACUACCAGCGCACGCGGACGUGCACCAAUCCAGCCCCGUCCAGCGGGGAGGAUAUCUGCAUCGGCCUGCACACCGAGGAGGCCCUCUGCAACACGCACCCCUGCGAAGGUGGCUGGUCGGAGUGGUCGGAGUGGAGCCUGUGUAAUGAAGAGGGCAUCCAGUACCGCAGCCGCUACUGCGAGGUGCACAGCCCGGACUCUUCUCAGUGUGUCGGGAACAGCACCCAGUACCAGGAUUGCCUGUAUAAUGAAAUCCCUGUGAUCCUGCCAGCUUCCAGCAUUGAUGAGAGUACAAACUGUGGAGGUUUCAGUCUCAUCCAUCUGAUUGCCACUGGGGUCUCCUGUUUCUUCGGCUCUAGCCUCUUGACGUUUGUGAUUUACGUGUACUGCCAGCGCUGUCAGAGGCAGUCCCAGGAGUCCACCGUUAUCCACCCCACCACUCCCAACCAUCUCCAUUACAAGGGCAACACAACCCCCAAGAACGAGAAGUACACCCCUAUGGAGUUCAAGACACUUAACAAGAACAAUUUGAUACCAGACGACAGGACCAACUUCUACCCGUUGCAGCAAACCAAUGUGUACACAACAACCUAUUAUCCCAGUACACUGAAUAAAUAUGACUACAGGCCUGAGGCCUCCCCUGGAAGGACCUUUACCAACAGCUGAUGAUGGACAGAUCCUACAGGACUGGAUAACUUCCUAUAUGAUUUUUUUUUUAAUUGAUUUUAUGGACCAAAUACCGGCCCAGCCUCUAGAUGUAAAUAUUGUACAGUAGGGUCUUUUUUUUUUUCCUUUGGUUAAUUGUAUUUCUUGUAAACAGCACAUCUCCUUACAAGGACAAAAAUGCAUAUGGACCAUUCUGCAGAGCUUUUGUGGACAUUUGGCUGGAGAUGGCUCUUACUACUGCAACUGUUUAUGGCAGGAAGAUCAGUGUUGCUGUCCAAGGCCGACGUUGUCGAGGAGGGGGAUGUGUGCUGGGCUUGGUGGCCACUGUGCAGCAGCACACAACACACAGGAGCACUCCAAGCAAGGCCAGAGGUGGCCUUCCUGGGGCAGGGGUGUCUGUCUGAUGAAGAGCAUCCUUCCUGAGCCAGGAGAGCAGUGGUGUGCUGGAUGACACACAGCCUGUGAGACAGGCCAAACAGGACUCCAUCGUGCCAACAACUUGAAGAACAUUUUCUUUUCCUUUUUUUUUUUUUUAUUUUUUGAUUUUUUUUAAUGUUUCUGGAAAAAAAAAAAGUAGUAACUUUCUAGGGCAGUGUUCCCUUUAUCUUCAAUAGAAUCUUUUCAUAUUACAGGAAAUACUCUCUGCAGCCUUCUUUGGUAAUAUGCAGUUCAGCUGAUGAGAAACAACACACAAACAAAAGUGCAUUAUCCAAAGAAGCUUUCCAGAAUGUUUCCAGUCUUAAUUAAAAGAAAAUUAUACAGGCAGUGAGACACUGAGAAAAGUAAAUGUUGGAGUAACAUCGGAGACAUGAACUUGGAGUGCCUAACAAACAAAGAUGUUUAUAUCACUGGAAAAAGAGAUGUGAUGAUUGCCGCACAAGAGCCAUGGGCUUAUUUUCUUUCUUCCUUUUUCUUUUUUUCUGAGACAGUGUUAACUCUUUUGUUCUAGCUUUGAUCCUGAUUGCGCCUGCCAGGAAAGGCAACCUUAGAGGCCAUGCUCUUCUUGUGGGAAAUCACCAUGCUUUGGGCUAAUAUUUCCUCUUAUUUUAUUAUUGGGUUUUAGUUCCUUUACUCUCAAAGAGUGAAUAAUUCUGACUUUGCAGGGGUAAGGUAUUUUUAUAAGGAAUGUUUCCAUAGUCUGACAUGACCCAGAAAGUCUGCUGCACAUUCUUAUAGCGUCUUCCAGUGAAAUCGUAACACAGCUGAGUAAUGUGCAUUGUUUGCCAAUAUUUCUUUAAUUUUUCUGAGAAAAACAACCCAACAAACAAAUGCUGCUGCAGCUAUCGAAGUAAAUUGGGGCGGUAGCAUUAUUAAACAGUAUAUCCAGCCUUGAAAUGUAAUUUUGUGUAUGUGUGUGACUGUGUCUAUAAGAACUGUAUUAGUCUGAUGCAGAAGCCAUGUUGUCUACAACCAGAUGUUUGUCUGACAUAAUUGUUUGGCAAAAAGGAAACUUAUUGCUGGUGCUUAAUGUACAGUUACAUCCAGUGUGUUAGCAACGUGAACAAGUUCACCGCUGUUAUCAUUCAGUGUUUCUAAAUAUUUAUAAUGAACUCCUGAUGCUAAGGAUUUUAGAAUGUCGCAAUACAGAGCAUGAGAUAAAAGUACACCCUGAAAUACGCAUGAGCUCCAUGUGGUCCUGAGCUUGGCUUUGUCGUCUGCAUCUUACUCGAGCAGUUGCCAUGCCCGUGCCUGGCCACUGCCCCGGCCGUGUUCCCAGCAGUCCUGUCUGUCUGUGCUUAAUUCCAGAUUUCGCUGUAAGCCGACAUUGAUUGUUGCUCAGUGCUGUUCCUUUGCAGUUGCUUUUUGGAAGUCCAGCUUGGGCUGUGUACUCAGCUCUUUCACGUAGGCAGCUGGUAGGAAAUGAAGGAAGACUGUGUUGCUUGUGACAAGUAUAUUGCUUUUCCUGCAAGGAAGAACCAGCGUGGCUCUGUAAGCCUGUGUUAUGGCAGUUUGACCAGAGGGCAAGUCUAAAAAAACCUCCCAUUUUUUAAUUACUUUGUUUGACUUUGGUUUGCAGUGAUUGAAGGCUGUAGGGAUAUUUGGAAUGGGGUGAGGUCCUUAGUACUGCCACGAAGACACCUUCGGCUCAGCAGUGCCCAUCUUCAGCAGCUGCUCUUCUGGUUUAGCAGCUGAUCCUGCUUCUGCUCUGGUCCCACCAGAUGAAAUAGAGGGAGCAGAUGGAGAGAGAGGUGCUCUUAAAUAGAUUUAAGCUGAUGCAGACCUAGGAGAUCUGUCUGAAGCAACGUGCUGCAAGCCUCCAAGUAGGCACAGGGGUUCAGCACCUCUGACCCUCCAUAGCAGCACAGCCAGGCAAGAGCAGCAGGAGUGAAACAGGAACACCAGGGAAGCAGGAUACCACCGGUAGCAGGGACGAGCACCUGCAGAGAGGUUCUUCCCAGGCCCCUAAACUCCAUUUGAGGAGCAGUGCCUCACGCCAUGACAAGUUCACCCCGUCUCACUGAAUUUCCACAUCCUUCUCAGCAACACUAAGAUCCUGAUUUAAAGUAGUUCUAAGAAGUGUGUAGCCAUGGGGUUGAAAAUUAUCAUAUUAUCAUAUUAGACUAUCAGGAUGGGAUUUCCCAGAUUUAGUUUAUGUGAUUCAGGAGAAAACACUGGCUCCCAAGAUCCUUCUAGCCAUUGUAAAAUCAAAACCGUCUCUGAGCUUCCCCUUCAGAAGAUUCCCUGUAUUGGCACACUCUGCAAUUACCACGCACAAGGCUAGAUUGCAGCUGGAGUUGGGGGGGAUGUGAGCAAGUCAAACCUUGCAAUUAUCUCAAUUUUUUUUUUCUUUCUCUUUCCCCCUCCCUGCCUCUAAACAUUUUUUUUUCCCAUUUUUGGCUUCACAGAAUAACAUGAUGUAAACUGAUUUCUUUUCCCAAAGUACCAUAUAGCAGAUGAAAUUAUUUAAAUGUUCAACUCACCAAGACAGGUGAUUACUGCCAUUGUGCUCAGGAGGUGGAUAUUGGAGACUAUUGGAGGCAAGUGCUUUGAGGGUGAUGCAUGUGGUUAUAGUUUCAUCAGGACAUUCCUUCUUACCAGCCAUGCAAAGGGAUUCAGCCCUUUUUCAUAUAAUUGGCAAUCACAGCAAGGGGCUGUAGUCUCCAUUCGAGCAGAAAGCAGGAUCCAGGAGAGAGUGAAAAAAAAGAAAUCAGAACACUUAUUACUCAAUUAAUGUUUGCAGGAGAGUGCAGUUCUUUAAGGACGAUGUUAAUGUGGUGUGAGAGUUGCAUUUUUUAUGAGCUCUCUAAUGCGUGGCAGGUUAAUGACACCAUGUGCAGUGAUAUCUUGCAAUCCAGGUAAUUCAGAACCUUGAGCAUCAGGUCUGUAAUAUCUGUAUCAGUUUGAAUUGCCCCUGCAACUGGAUGUUAAACUUGCUAAAAUUUCCUAUUCCUAAAGCCAUCUCCAAGUACACUGGAAAUGCAUUUCCUGUGGGAAUAUUGUUUUCCAAAAGACUCAUAUAAUUUUUUUUCUUUUACUUCUAAGACAGAAGGGGAACCCUGAGCAGUUUCUGUGUAGGUCUGGAGACACUGUGUCUCUGCAAACCCUUUGGGUAGUAUUCAGGUAUACAGUGUGUGAAAUAUGAUGGAAAUCCUACAGCCAAGUGUGUAGUGGAAACAUCUUUAAUUAGGCCAUUCUUUCUUUUUCCAUGGAAGUGAAAAAAGCCAAAGGGGUGUGCAUGAUGGUGCUAUCCAGGCUGUGUUGUGCUGUUGCUGUCAGGCUUUCCUUGAGCAGCUGUCACGCACCAGGAAUACCUUGUGCUGCUCACUAACAAACAAACCACUUGAUGAUGAAACCAUCACGUAAGAGGUGCUGUCGCUCUAAGGGUGCCUUUGAAUGUUCCAGCAUGUGAGCCAGGGCUGCUCUUAAA